Molecule: messenger RNA, 2354 nt
Organism: Acanthaster planci (crown-of-thorns starfish)
Lineage: Eukaryota; Metazoa; Echinodermata; Asteroidea; Valvatida; Acanthasteridae
Gene: wdr74
Product: WD repeat domain 74
Biological process (GO): ribosomal large subunit biogenesis
Cellular component (GO): preribosome, large subunit precursor; nucleolus
Molecular function (GO): protein binding
Source: RefSeq, a predicted model, not a curated record
GUGGUUACAAUUCGACGGCACCUUAAAUAUGGCUUCAUCCGAUAUCUCCGGAUUCAGAAACUUAACGAAAUAUCCAACUUUUGACCUCAACAUUUAUUGGAUGUUUGCGUAGAAGAACAGGUCGGGUCCGGUUGAUGGGGUCGAGUCUUUUUAGCCGAGAGGACUAAGUUAAAAUAAACAAGAACAACUGAUUCUCUUUUAAUAGAACACGAAGCCGAAGACCUAAAAUAGUUUACACCGCAUGAGGGCGCUGUUCAAUUCAGCGAUCCAAGAUGGCAGCGCUCAUGAACAACGUGUGGCUCGGCACAGAAACAGGAAUAUUGAAAGGUGUGAACAUUUGUAAGAAGAUUGCAACCAAUUACAGUGACCUGAAAACACUGGACAAAGAGAAGGAAAUCACAGCUAUAUGCUGGACCUCAGAAGAGGAGCAAGAGGUGCUUACUGGUUUGAGAAAUGGGACGGUGCAGACAUUUGACCUAGGGAAAGGUGAAUUUACAGAGCACAGGGAUUGCAGCGGGGCCAAGGGGGUGUUCAAGGGUCUGGCAACCUAUGAUGACGCUCUCAUCACAUGCGUGGAAUCGGGGCUGCUCAAAGUAUGGAGAGGGAUGGACAAAGAGGCGACGGAGAUUGAUGUUGGACCCAACAUCUGCAAGAUGCGACAGAAUCCCGCUAAGAGGAACGUCGUGGCAACAGGAGGCAAAGAAAAUGAUCUGAAGGUGUGGGAUCUGCAUGACUCAGAAAAGCCACUCUUCCGAGCAAAGAAUGUUCGGAAUGAUUUCCUGGAGUUGCGGGUGCCUGUGUGUGUGAAUGAUAUGCACUUCAUUCCAGAAAGCUCCAAGAUUGUAACCUGUACGGGGUUUCACCACGUACGAGUAUAUGAUCCAAGCACACCACGCAGGAGACCUGUGCUGAGUGUUGAGUUUGAUGAGUACCCGCUCAUGGCCAUGGGUAUCACACAAGGGGGAAAUUCUAUCGUUGUUGGCAACACGCAUGGGAACAUGGCACACAUUGAUUUGAGAAAAGGCCAAGUGCUUAGAGCAUACAAGGGUUUCGCCGGCAGCAUCCGCUCUAUUGAGUGUCAUCCGAGUCUCCCCUUUGUCGCAUCCUGCGGUCUGGACAGAUUUCUGAGGAUUCACCACAUACCCUCUGGCACUUUGGAAAAUAAGAUCUACUUGAAGUCUAGACUAAACUGCUUGAUGUUUUCCAGUGCCAGUUUUGACACUGUGGACCCAGAGGAAGUUGUUAAGGCCCAGGAGAAACCUGUGGGACCAGUUGAUGAGGAAACUGAGACCAUCUGGAGGCAGAUGGAAGAGGUCACAGAAAGGUCACCUAAGGUCAAGAGAAAGGUUGCAAAGGAUUCCACACGGAGUGCUGUGAAGCGGAAAGCCCAGGCAGAGACAUAAACGGACAAGACAGCAUGCCUGCCAUUUACAAACGGAUUAUGGACCAUGCCUGUAGAACUGAUGCUCAUUACAUUAUUUAUAUUUUGGAAGACUGCAUUCUCCUUUUAAAUGCCGUAUCAGGGGUAUCCAUUGAGUAGAAGCAUUGAGUUGUCCCUCUUUGACCAUAAUGAGCUAGUUGUAAAAUUCUGGGAAGUGCCUGGCAGGCAGAUUGUUUUGAAGAGGAAGGGGUCGGGAAAGGUUGGUGUCAGAAUCUGAUCUUAGAGGGCAGCGUUUGUGGUAUUUUUAAAUUAAAGAAAGAAGCUGUGAAACUUCCUCCAGUGUCUUGGGUAGAUAGCAGCUUUUUUGGUCAAAAGGGUGGGUGGGUAUUAAGCUGUCAAGAGAAAAGGUGGAAGUGUCUCUUCCCCCUUCUAUUGACCUAUUUUAGGAAGGACAGCCUAAAGAGGAAGGCGUACUCCCAAUGCCCUUCCCAUCCUGUCCCAUCCCAUCCCCUGGUGAAUAUUAUUAAAUAACAUUAGUGUUCAUCCCCCAAGCAAGCCUUCAGGUGGCAGGCAAAACUGGCACUGUCAGUUGCUGGUAAUUGAAGGAAAAGCCACAUUUUUGUUUGAGGAAUCAACAGUGCUUAGGGGGAAGAUUUUCCCAGGAGUCUUUUAAACUGACUCAAAGAUUACCAUUUUAGCCACGUGAGGAAUCACAUUGAAAUUACCAAAUCAGGUAUAAAAUGGACUGAGACCAAUUAUUAACAUUUAAAAGUUGAUAUGACCAUAGAAUAGUUCAGAUCGUAUUAAAAUUGAUAUUCACCCAUGGAAGCUGUCUUUCAGAUUUAAAAAACAAAUAAAAAAUAGCAGUUGUUUGGGGAAGGACACGUCUCCGUCUGCUGUUGGCCGCCACGACAUCUGCAAAGGUUUAGGCCCGUCGUGAAAAUAAAGGGAAAAUAUGCUGCUUUAAAACAUA